Messenger RNA from Liolophura sinensis, 4207 nucleotides. Its product is annotated as short transient receptor potential channel 7-like. The transcript has 16 exons. The record is from RefSeq and is a predicted model, not a curated record. NCBI's taxonomy places the organism in Eukaryota, Metazoa, Mollusca, Polyplacophora, Chitonida, Chitonidae. Gene Ontology annotation, cellular component: plasma membrane; cation channel complex. Bases 309 to 3086 code for a protein of 925 amino acids. Gene Ontology annotation, molecular function: store-operated calcium channel activity; protein binding; inositol 1,4,5 trisphosphate binding. Gene Ontology annotation, biological process: calcium ion transmembrane transport; regulation of cytosolic calcium ion concentration.
GAGAAUUCAAAGACAGGGAGGCUACACUAGGAGCUAUGUUUGUUGUACAGCUGGUGUGUCAAGUCGUCAUUGGUUUGUCUUGUAUGCAGCUGUGUGUCUUGUCUACAGUGGCGUGUCUUGUCUAGAAUGUUUCUCGCUUGUAUAACACGGGGUCCUGAACGGCUAAACCUGAUUGCUUUUUGAUACUUGUGAUCAGUUUUUGGUACUGGGGAUGAGUUUCGUUGACAUUUCUCACUUUUACACUGGUGUUGCCUUGUACUGGAAGCAAAACGUAACUGUUACACCAUCGCUAAACCAGGAGCAUUACCAUGGAUCAAGCACAUGGAUUUCAGAAGGCCCAAACUCAAAUGGAGUCGAAUUUACUGAUGGCCUGUUCGAACAGCGAUAUCCCGGCUUUGACCCAAAUUCUGGAAAGUCGGGAUUCCUUAAAGGAGAUUGACUUUGGAUGCGUGGAUUUGCUGGGAAGAACAGCACUUCAGCUGACGGUAGAAAAUGAGGAUAUUGAGGCGGUGAAACUCUUGUUACCUCAUUGCAAGACGAAGAACAUAGAAAACUGUUUGCUGUUUGCCAUAAACCUCUCCAAAGAGAAAAUCGCCAUGGCAAUGUUGAAGCACCCGAGAUGUCAGCGCAUUUACAAAGGACACCAGAUGAAAGUUAUGAAGGGCACUCAAGACAAGUUCGAACCUUUGCCCAAUGACUCACAGUUCCCAAGAAAUACAACGCCUCUAGUACUGGCCGCAGAGCGCAACCUAUACGAAGUUGUGCGCCAUCUGUUGAUAGAAAAACACAGAAUUUCCGUGCCUCACUCAGUGUCCUGUCCCUGUGACACAUGCGUGCAGAAAUCAGGACAGGACUAUUUCCGGUUUGCUCACGAACGUCUGAACGCCUACCGGGGUUUGGCAAGCGAAUCGUACAUAAGUCUGUCAAGUGUCGAUCCCAUUAAAGACACUUUCUCUCUGAGGAAAACAAUGUUGACUCUAGCUGAACGAGAAGAGCAUUUCAAAAAAGAGUACUGUGAUCUUGCCAAUUCCCUGAGUGCCUUCAGUGUGAAACUUUUGAACAAAGUCAUGGGGGACAGUGAACUGGACAUCAUCCUGGACAAAGUUGGACGCCCUGAUCAGGACGAGUUUGCUCCCCUUGGACGACUACGGCUGGCUGUGAAGCUCGGAGUUAAAGAGUUCGUUGCUCAUCCCAGCAGCCAGAUGCGGCUUCGGAAGAUGUGGUACCAGGGGUUUCCCAGACUAAGCAGAGGGUCGUUACUCCAACGAUUCCUCAUCUGUAUAGGGUUUCUCCUUGGCUACCCCUUUAUUGCUUUGGCCUAUAUAUUUUUGCCAGGAUUCGAGUUCAUCCAGUUCAUUAAAGCCCCAUGCGCCAAAUUUAUGGCCCAUGUCCUGUUUUACGUCAUUUUGCUGAGUCAGUUGCUAGCUACAACAGCGGUUACCUCCCCUUAUGCGGAAGUGCCUGUGGAUUGGGAAGUUGAGUGGAAUGCCACAAUUGCACAGAAGUACCUUCGCACUAGCGCAGACGGGUCCUUCCGCGUUCGAAGUGGCCAUGCUCUUACCAUUCACUAUCUGAUUGUUGUCUGGGUUGUAGGUCUUCUAUGGCAGGAAGUGAAGGAGCUGUACCGUGACGGGUGGGAGGAGUAUGUCUCAUCUUUUCUUAACUUUGUGGACGCCUUGAUGCUUAUUUCCUACUUCGUCUCUUUCGGAUUCAGAUUCUACGCCGUCGCCGAGAUAAAUAAAGCCGUACAGUAUUUUUUGGACACUCCGUCGUUUUUCGACCUUUUGGAGUACCAGGAUAUCACUGCAAGGCAACAUUACAAGUGGCUCAAUCCAGAUCGCUUUUACUGGGAUGUGGUGGACCCCGUCAUCAUAGCAGAGGGGCUUUUCGCCAUUGCUAAUGUCCUCGACUUCAUGCGUUUUGCAGCCUAUCUGCCCGCCUUCAAGGCACUGGGAACUCUUCAGAUCUCCUUUGGGAUAAUGCUCAAGGAAAUUUUUCGCUUCCUAGGCCUGUUUGGGCUGGUUUUUCUUGCCUUCAUGGUCAGCUUGGCCAAUCUGUUCUGGUUCUAUAGGAAAGCGAACCGAACGGCUGUUGAAUUAGCCGUUCAUACUGCCACAACGGCGGAGGAGGCCUUCGGAAACCUCGGCUCCACUUUUAUGUAUGGAUUUUGGUCGCUGUUUGGGAUGGGUGAAAGAAACGCGCCAGAAAUCUCCACCUUCAAGGAGAUCCCCUUCACCGAAGUGAUCGGUUACAUCCUCUACAUGGUAUUCAUGGUAUGCUGUGCCCUCGUUCUCCUGAACCUGUUUAUUGCCAUGAUGAGUCUAUCCUUCAGUGAAAUACAGGAUGACGCUGAUGUGGAGUGGAAGUUCUCCAGGACGCAGUUGUUGUUUGGAUACAUGAAGCCUGGGUUAACGCUUCCUGUGCCACUUAAUCUAUUCCCCACCCCCAAAUCAAUCGCUUACUUGGUCAUCUUCCUCUAUCGUUUUCUCAAGAAAAGGAAUUUUGGGUUCAAGAGCUGUUGCACGCGAUCAAAUUUGAGGAUAUCUCCAGAAGUUUUACCAGAGAAAAGUUUGCCGGAUGAUGAGGAGAUAGAUGAAGGUCAAACAGAGCCCCAGUCUCCUGCAGAGACAGGCGUAUUUGACAACACUUCUGGAAACAGCAGAUAUAAGGAGGUCAUGUCACAGAUUGUGCGUAGGUUCAUCAACGAGGCCACUUCCGUUAAAGACGAGGAUAAGGAUGAUGAGAAUCUGAAGCAAGACCUUUUACGGAUUCGCCGAGAGUUGACGAACGCCCUAGAGAUGAGAGCGAGAGAAAUCGAGCAAUGCCGUAAAGAUGUGAUGACGUCACGGGCUACUUUCAUUCACGAAUUGAGCGUCUGCAUGAUAGCUAUACAGCAGCUGGACACCAAAUUCAAGACUACAGACGGAGUGUUGUCAAAAAUAUUGGAGAAGACGGAAGCGGUGGAGGCAGCUCAGCAACGAUUUACGACAGCGCCGAUUACAGAGGAACAUCAGGUUACGACAUCACUGACCGAGCCAGGAAAGAGUGCCGAGAAGCAGGAUUCAGGGGCGGAUAACUCUCAGUGAUAUCCGGAGAAUACCGAACCUUGCUGUCAGGUGGUCAUUAUAAAAAACGAGUUAAAUUAACAUAACGGUUUCAGGGUCAGUAUUUGCGCAUUUUUCCAACGAGGUACAGAACACAACUGCCAUGAUGGAAUACAUGACUAAACAAAACAGUGUUUUGUAAUUCACGAAUAUCGAUGACUAAGCGGAUGAUUGUUUCCUGAUUCUUAGAGUUCUAUUGAUUUUAGAAAGGCAUUUGCUUGGAAAGUGUGAUGAUAUCCGACUGGAAAAAUGUAAGUUUCAGGACCAAAAGUAUUAUUUUCUCCUAUAAAUACACUUUUUGGGCGAAAAUGUAGGUCAUUACCAUUAUAUGCCUGAAAGUAACUUAGAGUGAAAGACAGCAUCUGACUAAUGUUUACAUCCACUGAAAGGCUACUAUUCAAAGUAUCUCAAACCGGCAUUAAAUAUGUUUUUACAUUUUUUUCAAACCAGUAAAAGUUUAGUGAAACUUCAUCUUGACACAGCUUCAGCACGUCCCCGUUAUCGAGAGUAAGGUGACGUGAGAUUUACUCUUGUUCUCUAGUGUCGAGGCUACUUUCCAAGCAGUAGCCUAUGACAGAUAAAAGUUGUGGACUUCGGCGAUGAAGGCCCAAGUGAUAAAUAUAGUUUUCGCGGAAAUUGGACAUACUAAAAAUAUUUCUUCCACUACUUAAACUGUUGAUAGAGCAGGCCUACUAAAUCUUUUACAAGAAACCCCAGCGACCCUAUUUCAGUAGCCUAGCUGUGGAUACAGAUGCACCAGAGGGGUUGUGCUGGUGAUUCUGACCCCUAUUUAAUGUUUACAAACUUACAAUUGGAUUGUUGCACAGCUAUAUUCAUGCUCACUUCGGAAACAAAUGGAAAUAAAUCUUAAGUACCACUGAGGCUGAUCUAGGCAUUCGACGGUCGCUGGAUUUUAUGCUUGGAUUUUGUAGAGGUGGCUUCUAAGAUGAGAGCAGCGCUGACCUAGUCAUCGCGGACAUCAGAGAAAGCACCUCGGCUCGAACACGGCGUUUCAAUGAUUUUACUGUUUCUUAGAUAAAAAAAACACCCCUUGUAUGCGAGAAAGACGAAGGAGCAAAACUUCCGUUCCGAAUAAAUUGUAA